Messenger RNA from Necator americanus (New World hookworm), 1782 nucleotides. RefSeq lists its product as uncharacterized. Gene Ontology annotation, biological process: potassium ion homeostasis; chloride ion homeostasis; cell volume homeostasis. The coding region runs from base 1 to 1782 and encodes 593 amino acids. Gene Ontology annotation, cellular component: membrane. The transcript has 15 exons. Gene Ontology annotation, molecular function: potassium:chloride symporter activity. The record is from RefSeq and is a predicted model, not a curated record. Lineage: Eukaryota; Metazoa; Nematoda; Chromadorea; Rhabditida; Ancylostomatidae.
AUGGCCUCGACUGGGGAACCGGAGCCGGAUUCGCUGUAUGCGCAUGAGACCAGAGAGGAGAAUAUUCCAUGGUGGCAAAGAAAUUUCCUCCUCAAUCAACCGGUACUAUUUGGAACAUGGGACGGUGUAUUCACUACGGUGAUGGUGAAUAUUUUUGGAAUUAUCGUAUUUCUACGAAUGGGUUGGAUUGUGGGAACAGCUGGAGUUGCAAAUGCAAUCUUAUUACUGGCUAUUUGCACUGCUCUAGCAAUGAUUACCGUAUUUUCGGCUAUUGGAAUCGUCGAACGUUGCCAAAUCCAGAGCGGCGGCAUCUAUUUUCUCGUUUCACAUGUGCUUGGAGGUCGAUUGGGCGGAGCUGUCGGGCUUAUUUAUGCCCUUGGGCAGGCAGUCGCUACCGGCUUAGUAGCUGUCGGUUUUGCCGAAUCCGUUGCUCAUCUAUUCGAUUCCGAGAGUCGUGUAUUCACUAAAGUGAUCGCCAUUGCUACGCUCUUGCUGCUAACUGUAAUUAACACAGCCGGAGUGUCAUGGGUGGUUCGAUUGCAACUGCUUUUGCUCGGAUUCUUGGCGCUAGCUGUGCUUGAUUUUCUUCUUGGAGCGCUCUUCACAUCGGAUCCAAGUCAUGGUAUUUCACGUUUCUCAUACGCUCGACUACGAGAAAAUGCGGAUCCAUUCUAUUCGGCAGUAAACUGUACACCUAUUGGUUUCGAUCGUCUUAUUCCGAAUCAAUCAUUCUUCACCGUUUUUGGAGUGUUUUUCGCGAAUUUCCUCGGUGUUCUAGCAGGUGUUAACAUGAGUGGAGAUCUAAAGGAUCCACAUAAGAGCAUCCCACUAGGAGAACUGUCGGCGGUCGGAGUGAGCUCAAGCGUCUGUUUCCUCUUCAUCAUGAUCCUCGGAGCUACUGGUGACCGUCUAAGCCUGAUCUGCGAUAAUCUCAUUUCUGAAAAGGUUGCAUUGACUGGUUUCUUGUUCAUGAUUGGUCUGUACAUCUGCUCUUUAUCGUCAACUAUCGGCUCACUCCUUGGCACACCAAGAGUUCUUCAGGGAAUCGCUGCCGAAGGAAUUAUUCCGAUUCUUAACCCAUUGGCCCAAGGAUCUGGUCCUAACAAAAAUCCUGUCCUAGCCGGAAUAGUGUUAAUGGCGGUGGCUUCGGUAUUUGUCCUGCUUGGUGAUCUCAAUCAGCUCGCCAUACUUUCCACUAUGCCAUUCCUCAUCACCUACGCGUUUGUUAACUACGCAUACGUCUCACUUGCGAUGAGCUACGACUUAGCCACAAUAAGUCACGCCGCAGAGGACGGCACCAAAUAUGGCUCUAUGCACAAAAUUGGUGAUCUUGAUGAACUGUUCCCAGAACGACAACAGCAGCAAUGUGCUGCUACUGUUGAAGCCGGAGCAAUAGUUGGACAACCAGCCACAUGGUAUUCAAUGUUCAGCAACCGAUACAUCUCGUUUGUCGGGUUCAUGGUCAACCUGCUUAUCCUCUUUCUUAUCCACUUUUGGUUUGCCGUAGCACAUUUUGCUGCUCUCAUCAUCCUUUACUACUACAUUGGGCGUGUCUGCCCCGCGUGUACGACAGGAAUCUCAACUUUCUCGAUCCCACAUAUGUUCCGCACUGCCUUCUCCUCACUUGAAGCGAUUGGCGUCUUCAACAGAGGACCUUGUGUUUUAACGAAAGAAGGACCAUCCAAGGAUGUCCUUACUGAACAACUAAACGAAUCGAAUACAGACUAUCAAGAUCGCAAGCAGUAUCACCACGCAGAGAAUGUUACGCAAGAAUUCGACUAG